Molecule: messenger RNA, 5038 nt
Organism: Coccinella septempunctata (seven-spotted ladybird)
Lineage: Eukaryota; Metazoa; Arthropoda; Insecta; Coleoptera; Coccinellidae
Gene: Ac3
Product: adenylate cyclase type 3
Exons: 21
Coding region: 230-3442 (1070 amino acids)
Biological process (GO): cAMP biosynthetic process; intracellular signal transduction; adenylate cyclase-activating G protein-coupled receptor signaling pathway
Cellular component (GO): plasma membrane
Molecular function (GO): adenylate cyclase activity
Source: RefSeq, a predicted model, not a curated record
CGCAAGGGGUGUCCGCGUCUGAGAAUCCGGAAGUUCAAUCGAUAUGACCGUAAGAAACGUUAGGUUAUGUGACGAACUUCACGUGUGAUUUUGUGUUAUGAAGACGCUCGCGCUCAAGGGUUAAUUUGAGAUGUUUGACGGCAAGAAUUCAAUAUUCGAAACACCAUGUAGUUCCUCAGCCAAAUCUGAACGAAAAUUCAAUCCUUCGUAAACGAAAAAGACAAUCAAUAUGGAAGAACUAAGUGCGAAGGUGGCGCAGACAGUUGCAAAAACCGGGAGAAGAUUAUUAAUUUUUAGUUAUUUCAAAGACCCAUCCCUAGAAUGCCUGUAUGAAAACUUCAGUCUUCGACAGAAACGAACCGGUUUAGAGAGUUUUAUAGUUGGAGCCAUCCUGAGCGGUUUGAAUGUGCUUUUUGUUAUUGGUGACGAGGAUGUUGUCGAACUGUCAGGAUUAGUGGGAAUGUUACUACUCCACUUCUUCCUGUUGGUGCUCUGCAGGAAGGGUUACAACAAUAAUCUCUUCUGGGGAGUCAUUCCACACGUAUGCUGGCAUCUGGCGAACGCACAGUUUUUCUUCUUCUCGAGGCACAGCUUGGAAUGGGUUCUUCUUCUCAAUUUCCUGAUCUACAUCACCCUACCGUUAAGAUUGCGGUACUGCAUCAUGUUCAGCAUCGGAACCAGUGUUUCCUAUGGAAUUAUUCUCUAUGGGUCUUCUGGAAUCAACUACAACACUUUUGAACAGUACGCUUCGAAUUUCCUGCUGCUUCUCACCGCCAUAAUUCUAGGAUUAACCUGGUACGUCAUCGAAGACAAACAGAAACGCACAGCUUUCCUUGAGACGCGUCAAUCCUUAGAAGUUAAGCUCGUGAUUGAGGAGCAAAGUGCCGAACAGGAACAACUCCUGUUAUCUGUGCUGCCCGAACACGUUGCUGUACAAAUGCGGCAGGAUUUGGAUCGUGCUGAUAGCCAGUUCAAGAAGAUAUAUAUGAGUCGACAUGAGAACGUGAGCAUUCUAUACGCUGAUAUUGUUGGAUUCACAGCAAUCUCUUCGACUUAUUCAGCUCAGGAACUUGUGAAAAUGUUGAACGAGCUGUUCGCAAGAUUCGACAAACUGGCUGAGAAAUAUCAUCAACUAAGGAUCAAAAUUCUCGGUGACUGCUAUUACUGUAUCAGUGGAGCACCUAGGGAACGUCCAGAUCAUGCAGUUUUAUGUGUUCAUAUGGGGCUUUCGAUGGUGAAGGCAAUCAAAUACGUCCAGCAGACGGCUAACUCCCCCGUGGACAUGAGGGUAGGAAUCCAUACGGGCGCCGUACUAGCCGGAGUAUUAGGCCAAAGGCAGUGGCAGUUCGACGUCUAUUCCAAAGACGUGGAACUGGCCAACAAAAUGGAAAGCAGCGGUAUGGCUGGUCGGGUCCAUAUUUCUGCAACAACCCUGUCGUUCCUAAACGGCGAAUUCGAGGUUGAGCCUGGAUACGGGGAGAAGAGAGAGGAAGCACUACGAAUAGCAGGUCUCAAAACAUAUUUCAUUGGUAAAGUACUGAAACCGUUUCAGCCCCCCAAGUCGGACGUUCAGAAUGGAAAAACUGUGAUUCCUGAAGAGGACAGUUGCGUAAUUUCGGAGCUGUCGUUAGAGAAGAAAGAGGAUAAAUUAAAAAUCAACUCGGACGUGGAAACUGAGGAGAACAAUAUAAACAGAGAGAGACAAAACUCUGCAGACAUAAAAGAAAGGCUCAAGAAAGAGCUAGUGACAAGAGACGGGCACAGAGAACUAGUGAAAAGUACGAAGCCUACAAGCUUAAGAUUCACGGAUCCUCACAAAGAAGAAACUUAUCUUCGCACAGUGGGUUCUCCGCCAAGAAUGAUAUACGUUUUGUUUUUCUUCAUUAAGUUGACAAUGAUCAUUUCAAUGAUUCUCGUUUUGCCAAGGUUUGUUUUCAUCAACAUUAUCUUUCCUUUGGAGAAUUUUGUUUACCUUCUGCUGAUAGUCCUCUGUCUAGGAGAAGGGUGUAGAAUUUUGGAAUGGUGCUCUUUUAUAUUCCGGCAAUCAAUAUUCAAGAGGAAAAUUUUAACAUUAUAUAUAAUUGUAUUAUUAGGAAUCUUCAACCUUUCGGAUUCGUUAUCUUGUCUCAAUAACGAAGUACAAUACCCCAAUUGUACUUACACCGAAGAAAUCGAUCAAUACUGCCUUUAUCCAUCUUACUUCAGCUACUUCACUGUUCUGGUCCUUAUAGGGAUGUCCUUACCUGCCUGCCUCUCAUACAUAACGAAAAUCAUUUUUAUGUUAGUUACCGCAAUCGCUCAAAGUCUGAUCAAUAUUUUUGUACUUGGAGAACAAUUGGACUGCGAAUUCGAUAUGCGAGAUUGGAGCAGUCCCAAUGAUGGAAAAUAUACAAUAUCGUCAUAUAUUCUGGUUGUUGGAAUUACAUUGUCUUUCCUAGUUAAACAUAUGGAGCAGGUUGCGAGGGUUUUAUUUUUAUGGAGAAUGGAGGUGGAGGAGGAGAGUACAUGUGCCGAGGAUAUGAGAAGAAGGAACGAAGCGUUGGUCUACAAUAUUCUGCCGCCACAUGUGGCAGCUCAUUUUCUGGGCAACAAGCGAAGACAACAUGAUGAGCUCUAUUCACAGAGCUACAGCGAAGUAGGAGUCCUGUUUGCUUCUAUGCCGAAUUUUUCAGAUUUUUAUUCUGAGGAAACGGUAAAUAAUCAAGGAUUAGAAUGCCUUCGUUUUCUGAACGAAGUGAUAUCGGAUUUUGAUGCGUUACUUGAGCUACCUCAAUUCCAAGACAUUAUAAAGAUCAAGACAAUUGGAUCAACCUAUAUGGCAGCUAGCGGCCUAAAUCCCUCCAGAAAAGUGAAACCUGAAGAUCCAGUAACAGUUCGGUGGGCUCAUCUGGCACUUCUGGUAGAAUUCGCUCUGGAACUCAAGAAAGCACUGCAAAGCAUCAACGAACAGAGUUUCAAUCAUUUCGUUCUGAAACUCGGCAUAAACCAUGGUCCUAUAACUGCGGGAGUUAUUGGAGCUCGAAAACCGCACUAUGAUAUCUGGGGUAAUACUGUCAAUGUGGCUUCCAGAAUGGAGAGUACAGGCAAAGCAGGAUGCAUCCAGGUAACAGAAGAAACAUGCGACAUCCUGAAAUCCUUCGGUUAUCAAUUCGAACAGCGCGGUCUGGUCGCUGUGAAGGGAAAGGGACAACUCAUGACUUAUUACCUUCUGGGAAAAGCCGGAAAAGUCACCCCACCGACAGCCCCCGUCUCUCCAAUUAUGGGCGUUGGCACAAUGGAAACCCUGAACGAAGAAGACGAAUCGCACGAUACCUCGAAAUCAGAUGAAAAGACAGUAAUCGAGUGCAACGGGCAUGAUUCCGGGGGAGAUUUGGAAUCCAAUGGUUUGUCAGAUCUGAAGGAUUCGGAAGAUGCCCAGUUGUUGCAGGAGUGUGAUCCUUAGAAUUCGAAUUGAUCUUCCACCAGGUCCUGAGAGUUAAAAGGUUCAAAAGCGCUUCCAACCAGAAUGGAUAUACAUAUACGUUCAAGCACUUACAGCCGGAAAACCCUAAAAUAUAAGGGAAAAACUGAUACGCAUAUCGAAUACCUGAAAUCAAUGUGGAUACUGUAAAUAAAAUUCUCAUCCUCUUCUGCAUGGCUGGCUCAACUAAAACUUUCAUUAUGAAAAAAAUGUUCUUCUGCCUACUGCACAAGUUAGAAUAUCUAAGCAGCGCCAUCUCUGUAAACGAACAAUAAGAAAGGAACGAGUCAAAUCCUGUAACGAAUAAUGAAUUUCACCUGGUAUCUUUUAUGUAUUACGUUGUCUGUCGAAAAAAGAUCGCUACUUUUCAAUAAACAAUCAAUAAUUCCGGAAAAAUGUGUUUCCGGAUAUUGCAGUACUUCUGUCAUGAACAAAAGGUUUGAGCAUAAUAAACAAACUUUCAUUUACCAGAUGGGAAAAGAAAGUUGUGCUCCUUUUUCCAGAAAAAAGUUUUUUGGCAAUCACUUCACUCUAAUUUCUCGGGAAUGCUGUCAAGGCCACAAUUAUUUUAAUUUGCCAAAUUUUCCAGUUGAUGAUUCAUCAGGACAAAUAUUUUCGUAUCCUAUAUUCUUGUUCCAUAAAAGCUCAAACCAAAAAUAAGUUUCCUGCUCAUUUAAAUGGCUCCUUCAAGCUGGACAAAAAUAAUCCAGAUAUUUAUAAUAUUGGAAAAGACUUAGGACAUGCAUUUUGUUGAAUCACCAUUUAUAUUUUUUAUAUAAUUUAUAAAAUCAUUUCCAUUCCAUUAUCGCCCAAUCUAUAAUAAAAGGAAAAUACUCUAAUUGAAACAAUACAGCAACAACAGAACUCUUUGUUGAUUUAGAGUUAUACAGCACAGAAAUUCAAACCGAAAAAUAAAGUCUUCUUCAAAGUGGCCUAAAUUUCAAUUCUUCAUGUGUGAAAUAAACAUCAUGUCGAAUGGGGGAAUAUACAGCGAGUAGAUUUUUAGACGAUAUCCUAUCUUGUUAAUAAAUAUUUAUCGAAAUUUCCUUGUAUCUUCGUAACACAUAUUAUAGAGAAUUCCUUCGUAAUCAGAAUGCAACAGUGGACAAUCAACACGUAAGAAAUUUUUGAGGUUUGUUUCCAGUAUUUUUUUUCCUCAGUAGGUAUUGUUAUUGUUCUGUAACUUUGAUUAGUUUAUCCGAAGUAUGUUUGUCAGCAGAAAUCCAUUCAUUUGAUAUUGGAGUGGUUUUGUUAGUUAUUUCCAUGAAAAUAAUUGUGCAGAACGUAAUCCUGUUGAUAAAAGUCUCUACAUCCAACUAAGCCAUGAUUGUUUAAAACAUGAUUGCUUAAGUGUUGAAAAAAUUAAUCAUAACUUCAGGUUCAUAUAGUCAAAACGAAAUUAUUCCUCUCUGCUUUUUUUCGACAAUGUGUAUCGAGAUGUUUAUAAUUUGGAAACUGAUUGGAGUUCUGAAAUCAUAUUAUACUCCAGUAUCAGUUAUAAAAGUUUAGAUACAACUAUUUUUUGUUGAAAUAUUUCUAGAAGCAUUAUAACUGAUAAUAAAGUCUAUUACUAUAUUA